AUGCGGACAGCGCCCGUUGCAUGCCCUGCUGCCGCUCGCCGCAGCAGCAUCGGCGCAGCCGCCGCUCGGGCGACCCUGCAGCAGCAGCACAACACUCAGCAGCACUUGCGCACAGGCGGCGAUAACACCGAGCCGCGGCCAGACGCAACCACCAGCGCCAGUGGCCGGCGCGCCGCGCUGCUCGGGCUUGGCGCCGCCGCCGCUGCGCUGCUGGCUGCGCCGGGGGCGAGCCGCGCAGCAGGCGAUGCGCCGCAGGCUGGCGCGCUCGAGGAGUAUGUGGCUCAGGAGGCGAAGGGCAAGCUCAAGGACAGGCGGCAGCUGGACGAAUUCCGGGCGCGCUACAACAUCCGCCGCGGCCUGGACGGCCGCGUGCAGCUGCGCAGCCGCAAGGGCGAGUGGUUUGCGGUGCGGCUGGACAUGGAGGUCCCCGGGGCCCUGCUGCUGCGCGACGGCAAGGGCAACAUAUACGCCAUUGAGACCGAGGGCCUGCCGCAGGUUGACCUGUCUGAUGACUACGUGCUGCUGAUGCUCUUCUCUGACGGCUCAUGGGAAGACAACAUGCAGCCUAUCGAGUACGAGGACUCUGACACUGGCAAGGUUGUACAGCUCAACAUGGCCGAGACAGAGUUCCGGGAGUUCAUAGGGAUCCUGAAGGAGGAUGAGGAGGAGCGGCCCGCCGACAAGAAGAAGGGCAAGAAGUAG
Messenger RNA from Monoraphidium neglectum, 702 nucleotides. RefSeq lists its product as hypothetical. The coding region runs from base 1 to 702 and encodes 233 amino acids. Lineage: Eukaryota; Viridiplantae; Chlorophyta; Chlorophyceae; Sphaeropleales; Selenastraceae. The transcript has 5 exons. The record is from RefSeq and is a predicted model, not a curated record.